This is a messenger RNA of Trichobilharzia regenti, 2269 nucleotides long. The record is from the annotation of a GenBank genome assembly. NCBI's taxonomy places the organism in Eukaryota, Metazoa, Platyhelminthes, Trematoda, Strigeidida, Schistosomatidae.
UUCAAGGACGUAUGAGCUCACCUUUUCAGCCGGUUACUUUGUCUAUUAUACCAUCUUGUCGUGUCAACCCUGAGGAUCCAACAACAGUAAUCUACACAACAAAAAUCAGUAAUGGAUGUCAGAAAAAUUCAGCCAUAUGAUCCCUCUAUGCUCACCUAUGAUCGCGUAGAAGCUUCAAAUGUAAUACAGUUAGCUAAAGAGCUGACAAAUAUAAAACUACCAGCAAAUAUUGAAGUUGAAUGGUUGUUGAAAGCAAUUUGUCUUAUCGAUUUAACGACAUUAGCUGGUGACGAUACACCUGUUAAUGUUUAUAGACUUUGUGUAAAAGCUGCUCAUCCGCUGAGUGAAUGUGUCUUAAAGAAGAUUGAAACUAUGUACGACUUGGAUUUACAGGACUUAAAGACAGCUGCUGUAUGCGUUUAUCCAUAUCAAGUUAAAACAUGUACAGAGACUUUCAAGAGAUUAAAAUUGCCGAACUUCAACAUUGCCUCAGUUGCCACUGGCUUUCCUUCAGGACAGUAUCCUUUAGAUACACGUUUGAUGGAAAUCAAAUCAGCUAUUAAUGAUGGAGCAAAUGAAAUUGAUAUAGUAAUCAAUCGGUCGUUAGCGGUACAAGGUGAUUGGCAAGGCGUUUACGAUGAAGUUUGUGCAAUGCGUAAAGCAUGUGGAGAUAGAGCCCACUUGAAAACAAUUCUUGCUACAGGUGAAUUAGGCAGUUAUGAUAAUGUCUAUAAAGCUUCAAUGGCUUGUAUGCUAGCUGGUGCUGAUUUUAUUAAAACAUCUACUGGGAAAGAAACAGUCAACGCAACUCUUCCAGUCUCAUUGGUUAUGGCGCGAGCAAUUCUAGACUUUAAAGAUGUGUACAAUGUUAAGGUCGGAUUUAAACCAGCCGGUGGUCUACGUACAGCUAAAGAUGCUCUUGACUAUCUUCAAUUAAUUAACAGCAUUCUUGGAUCAGAAUGGAUGAAUCCUGAUUUGCUGAGAUUUGGAGCUAGUUCACUGUUAGGCAGUAUUGAAAGCCGAUUAUACAGUCUAUGUCAUAAUGGUGUAUUACCAUCACCUGGGGAAUUAGACUUUUUCUAAUUUUAAUUCUCAUAGGAUAGGAUGAGAUAGGAUAAUAUAGAAUUUCUACAAUUAACAAUAGUAGUUUAUUGCAUAUUAUAAAUGUUUGUGUAUAUGUAUAUGAUUUGUACAAUUAUUCAGUUUUAACGUUGAUUUGUUUGUUCUGUUAUGUUAUAUUAUGUUUUCUUUUGUGGGGUGAGUGGGUGGGUGGCAGUUGAGGAUGAGAGGAAGAAACAAAAACAAAUAAACAAAACAAAAAAAUCAAUAAAUUCAGGACAGCUGUUUCAGCAUCAUUUGAAUAAAUGAUUAUUAUUAUUAACAAACAAAUACAAUAGAAAUGGAAGGGGGUGGAGAGAUAAAAAGAGGGAAAGAUAGAAAGAGAAGAACAGUGAGAGAGGGAGAGGCAGAAGGAGUAAGAGAUGAUGUAGAUGAGGAUAGAGAUGACGUAGAUGAUGACAAAAAGUCUGUUGUUAUUGAUUUUUUUCUCUUUCUUAUUGUUUACUAAUUUAUAUGUAUAUAUAGAUUUCACUUUUACUGCUUCCAUAUGAUUCAAUAUUGUCUUUAUUUAUGACUUAUUUCUGCGUUAUAUAUGUAUAUUUCAUUGAUUCGUUCGUUCAUUUGUUUUUUUUGGGUGGGGGGGGUUGAAAAACAAACAAACAAAGAAACGAGUAAAUACAGAAAAAAAUCAACAAGAACAACAGCAGCACCAGCAGUAAAAACAACAACAACAAUAACAACUACUAAUACGGCAGCGGCAGCAAUAACAACAAGAGAGUGACGAGGGGAAGAGUAAACAAAGCAGACAGUGAUAUACACACACACCUUUUUUCUUUAUUGGCAGAAGAUCAUUUCAGUUUUCGUUGUAUGUGUAUUCGUGUGUGCAGUGUGUGUGUGUGUGUGUGUUUGUAUACCCACUGUAUAAUAUUGUAUGAUUGAUUAAUUAAUUGAUUGAUUGAUUAAUAUUUCAUAAUCUGCUGCUAUAGCUAGCUAGCUAGUUAGUUGGUUGGUUAACUGAUAAUUUAUUUAAGACAAGGGUUGAAGUAGAACACUAAACAACAUAAUCCAAUUGUUGUGAGUUUGUGGUUGUUGUUGUUACCGUUGUUGCCGUUGUCGUCGACUGGAUCAUAUUCAAUAUAUGACUAACCGCCUGUUUUUUCAGUUUAUACAAGCUUUAUCGUAAGAGUUAUAUAUAUAUAUAUAUAUAUAU